Molecule: messenger RNA, 1938 nt
Organism: Penicillium digitatum Pd1
Lineage: Eukaryota; Fungi; Ascomycota; Eurotiomycetes; Eurotiales; Aspergillaceae
Product: putative C2H2 finger and ankyrin domain protein
Source: RefSeq, a predicted model, not a curated record
AUGGUCGACACGACUCAAAUGGAGGAGCUCUUGAAAAGGCCUCUCUAUGUGUACGAUCUGCCGCCAGAACUUCUUGCAAGCCUAACGGUCAAGACCACAAGCCAAGCUGUCGCCGAACAAGAACCUGAACCCUCUCCGAUAGAUCUCGAACUAGCAGCGCAGGACUCCGCGAUCGCAACCUCAACCCUAUGCUCCCUCUGCAGGGUCUCUUACAACAGUGUACAGGAACAACGCAGCCAUGUCCGCUCGGACCAUCACCGGUAUAACAUCAAAGCCCAACUGCGAGGAAACGCGCCCCUGGAGGAAAUCGAAUUUGCGAAGGCAAUUGGAGAGCUAGAUGAGUCUAUAUCUGGCUCUGAGUCCUCGGAGACAGAGGAGGAGGAUGCAGAGGGGGCUGCGGGUACAACACUGUCCGCCCUGCUGAAAAAGCAGGCCAAGCUUUCCCACCCGAAUGAGGAUCCAGAAAUGACCGAAACACCGAUCACUCCGAAACACCCAUUAUUUUGGCUGUCUAGCUCGGGGUUGCCGUCAAACAAGUCCCUAGGCAUCUACCGGGCCAUUUUCUCAAAUGUCGAGCAGGACGAGCCAGCCCAUUUGGUUGACACUCUGCGACGAAAGCAGCUUGCGCCAAUCAAAGCACGCACCAACAAGGCAAGUAAUGUGCCCGAACCUGUUACUUCUGGCCCGCACAUCUUCAUGUGUAUGAUCGGCGGUGGUCACUUCGCGGCUAUGUUGGUUUCGCUAGCACCGGAGAUACACCGAAAGCAAGGAGGAGUGGAAGACAGACAGGCUCGAGUCAUUGCGCACAAAACAUUCCACCGAUACACCACGCGGCGAAAACAGGGUGGCUCGCAAUCCGCAAGUGAUGCGUCGCGCGGUGCUGCCCAUUCAGCAGGUUCAAGUCUGCGCCGGUACAACGAGGCUGCACUUGAGAAGGAUAUCCGAGAGGUGUUGUCGGACUGGCGGGACAUGAUUGACAUAGCAGAGCUGUUGUUCGUCCGAGCUACGGGAAAGACAAAUCGAAAGACUCUUUUCGGCCAAUACGACGGGCAGGUCCUCAGGCAGAACGACCCCCGUAUACGAGGUUUCCCCUUCAAUACCCGCCGUGCGACUCAAGGGGAGCUCAUGCGGUCCUUUAAGGAAUUGACCCGAUUGAAGGUCAGCGAGGUGGACGAAGCCGCACUGGCUGCGGCUGAAGCCAAGCGACGAGAGGAAGAGUCCAGAUCAUCUCCGCCUGUCCAAAAACCGCAGCCGCCGAAGCUGAAACUUUCAAAAGAAGAGGAAGCUGCCUUGCUACACACAUCCCAACUACAGGCGCUUAUUCGUCGCUCAAAGGUUCCCGCCCUUAUGUCCUAUAUCUCAAACAACUCCAUACCUCGUUCUUUCACCUUUACGCCUGCCGACUCGCCACAAAAUUUCCGCUGCCCCACGCCCCUCCAUCUUGCCGCAAACCUCGAUGCAUCGGCCGUAGUCACGGCCCUCCUUACAAAAGCCGAGUCGGAUCCAACGGUCGUCAACAACGAAGGCAGAACUCCAUUUGAACUCACCGGUGAUCGAGCCACGCGCGACGCCUUCCGCAUUGCCCGCCAUGAUCUCGGCGAGUCAAAAUGGGACUGGGAAGCAGCCAAGGUUCCAUCAGCCGUCUCCAAAGCCGACGCCGAGCGCCGAGCUGAGAAAGAACGCAAAGCUGCCGAGGAGGAGGAAUCCAACCGGCGCAAGGCUAGCUUGGAUCGCCUAAAACGCGAAGAGAUUGAGAAGGCAGCGAAAUCACGAACGACUAAAUCUGGUAGUCGUACCGUGGGCGCUAUUGAGAAGCCUGCAGCCGAAAGGAGAGAUGAGGAGACUAGAGGCAUGACACCUGAGAUGAGGAUGCGAUUGGAAAGAGAGCGCAGAGCGAGGGCUGCGGAGGAGCGCUUCAAAAGAAUGCAAGGCCAAUGA